CACCGCCCUCUCUCUCUCUUUCUCUUUCUCCCACACACACACGUACACACUCUCACAAUCUAUAUAUGUAUAUGUGCAUACGUGAUUCAGCACAAAUAUGUCUCACCGGAUUUUCAUUUUCCCCAUUUUCUUAAACUAGCAAACACAGUAAACAAAAAGAAAGAAUUUGUAGAGCCAUGAAGAGUAAUCGCAGUGGAAAGAUUUCGGCAAGAUGGAUUCCCAUUUGCUCCAUUUGCUUCUUCUUCAUCGGGAUCAUGUUCACAAACAAAUUCUGGAUUCCAUUGGAAUCCAACAACCAGUUAAUAACUCAGAAAAGAAUUGACCAAGAGCUGCAGAUCGUGUCCGAGGAUUGCAAUGCUAGAAAAAAGAAAGGAGGAGAUCAGGGCAUGAAUAUCAUGAAUGAGGUGUACAAAACCCAUGAAGCAGUUAUGUCAUUGGACAAGUCGAUUUCAAUGCUGCAGAUGGAGUUGUCUGCACCAAGGAGAGGUCAGGAGAGGGGGGGUGGUGAGGGGUCCUCUGUGAGGAAGAAGGCAUUUGUGGUGAUUGGUAUAAACACGGCUUUUAGUAGUCGAAAGAGACGUGAUUCUGUCAGAGAGACUUGGAUGCCUCGAGGCGAGAAGCAUCGCAAAUUGGAGCAAGAGAAGGGGAUCAUUGUGAGAUUCAUGAUCGGACAUAGUGCCACGUCAAACAGUAUAUUGGAUAGAGCUCUCGACUCUGAAGAAUCUCAACACAACGAUUUUCUUCGGCUGGAUCAUGUUGAAGGGUAUCACGAACUCUCAGCAAAAACAAAGACAUUCUUUGCCACGGCUGUUGCAAAGUGGGAUGCUGAUUUUUAUGUCAAGGUUGAUGAUGACGUCCAUGUUAAUUUGGGUACAUUGGCCGCGACUCUUGCUCGCCACCGCUCAAAACCAAGAGCUUACAUCGGCUGCAUGAAGUCGGGACCAGUUCUAGCCCAAAAAAACGUUAAGUACCAUGAACCAGAGUACUGGAAAUUCGGAGAGGAAGGGAAUAAAUAUUUCCGGCAUGCAACUGGGCAGAUCUACGCUAUUUCAAAGGAUCUAGCCACCUACAUUUCCAUCAACCGGCCCAUUUUGCACAAGUACGCAAACGAAGAUGUGUCGCUUGGCGCUUGGUUUAUCGGUCUUGAAGUCGAGCACAUCGACGAGCGCAGCAUGUGCUGUGGUACUCCGCCAGAUUGCGAGUGGAAGGCGCAAGCGGGCAAUGUAUGCGUUGCCUCGUUCGACUGGAGCUGCAGCGGGAUCUGCAAAUCAGUCGAGAAGUUGAAGCUGGUGCACCAGCAAUGUGGUGAAGGAGAAGAGGCUCUCUGGAACGCUCUGUUGUAAAGUUUCCUAGUGAUUAGCAUAAAAGCUGAAUUUCCUUUGCGACAACGACGCAUUAGAAUCCUUCAUCUUGGAUCUUGUAGCAUCAACUAUGAAAGCAGGUUUCAGAGGGACUGAGAUUUGGCUGCACUUUUGGAGCCAAUAUGGUUGAGAUUGAGAAGAGAAAAUUGUAAAAGUUGUAGGCUUGUAUUUUUUAUUUAAUUUUUUUCUUUCUUAAUGCAUAAUUUACAUGGAUAGUGUAUAUGUUGUUUCUUGUGUAUGUUUGAAGGAAAUUGCAUAAUAUAUAGAAUGCAAUUUUGUGAUU
Messenger RNA from Salvia miltiorrhiza (redroot sage), 1644 nucleotides. RefSeq names its product beta-1,3-galactosyltransferase 7-like. Gene Ontology annotation, cellular component: Golgi membrane. NCBI's taxonomy places the organism in Eukaryota, Viridiplantae, Streptophyta, Magnoliopsida, Lamiales, Lamiaceae. The record is from RefSeq and is a predicted model, not a curated record. Bases 177 to 1343 code for a protein of 388 amino acids. The transcript has 11 exons. Gene Ontology annotation, molecular function: beta-1,3-galactosyltransferase activity.